Messenger RNA from Trifolium pratense (red clover), 996 nucleotides. RefSeq lists its product as uncharacterized. Lineage: Eukaryota; Viridiplantae; Streptophyta; Magnoliopsida; Fabales; Fabaceae. Bases 9 to 833 code for a protein of 274 amino acids. The transcript is spliced from 4 exons. The record is from RefSeq and is a predicted model, not a curated record.
AUGGUAUUAUGUUGGAUGCCACUGUUGCUGUGAUUGGGGCUCGUGCCAAACCUGCUAUGGAUGAAGAAUUUCUGAGGAUGUAUCCAAAAAAAACUGUAUCUGAACUAAGUGAAAUGGAAGAGGAAGGGGUUUUUGCUGUUUUUGGGGUGGUUAGUUCUAUUGUUCCUGGGGAGGAUUGGUGGUAUCCUGCAUGCAAGUGUCAUAAGUCUGUUAUUGCUGAUUCUGGGGCUUACUUUUGCAAUGGAUGCAACAAGCAUGUUUUUCAAGUUGUUCCAAGGUUUAGGGUGAAGAUUGCUGUGUCUGAUGGUGCUUCUACUUGUGUGUUUGUUCUAUUUGAUACUGAUAUGAGUUACAUUUUAGAGAAAUCUUGUGCUCAUUUCGUUGGAAGAUCCAAGGCUGCUCCUGAUGAUGGUUCAUACCCUGCUGAGUUUGAGCUUCUCGUCGGUAAGAAGAUGUUGUUUAUAAUUGAUAAGGGAUUGAAGGUUACUAGGAUUGAUGAUGGAACUUUUAGAGUGAAGCGUGUGUGCAUGGAUUCUAAGAUUAUUGGGAGUUUUGUUGCUGAGGGACCAUAUCUUACUCCUGUUAGGAAUGUUUCUCCAGUCAUUAAUCUUGAUUCUGAUGCUGCAUCUCCUGAUGUUGAUUUUGUUGAAGAAACCCAGCCACUUGCACUCCUGAAAAACACUGCUGUUACACCUCCUGGCCUAGGUUAUAGUCCAGUUAAAAAUGACAUUGUGGUGAAUACUGUGAAAAGGUGCCUGUCCAGUUCUUUUGAUAGUGUUCAACCAGAUGAAAAGAAGAAGCGUCUGAGGAAGAUCAAGAUCGAGAAAGAAUGAAUGUUGAUCUUAUUUUACCUCCUGUUUUGUGUUCAUCCCAUUAUAAUGUUAGUGUUUUGUUUUGUUCUUUCCAAGGGCUUUUGAUAAGUGUUAGAGCUUAUUUGCCUAAUGUAGUUUCUAAGUUAGUUUGGUGCUAUAGUAGCCUCUUGUAUGUUAUUGAAUA